UGAAAGGUCAAUUUUAUAAAGUCGAUAAGAAUUAUUAUCGUAGGUCAAAAAUGCCAAUGGAGUAGGAAAGACGAAUAAUGACUGAUAUAGCGCAUGUGACAUGCACAAAGUAAGCAACCUCAGAAGAAGGCAGAACGUAGAACUAGGGCAAAAGCUGAUCUGUUUUCCGAAUCAUCUUCCACGGUUUAGCUGUAAAACACAUGCCCUAAUUCUGGGUUAUUGUUUAAUCCAUUCCGAUAACUUCUUAUACACGCAACACUAGGUUAAAACCUCAGUGAUUUCAAUAACUCACACUGCAAAAAGAAAAAGAAAAAAGAAAAAAGAAGAAAAUAUCUAAGAGAUGGAGGAAGACCUCAAAAGCUUUAUCAAAGUAUGGGUUUAUGGAAUAAUCUCUAUAUCUUAUUGUUAUUACAUAGCAACCAGAAUCAGAUCUGGUGUUCCUCGGUUACUCUCUAUCUUUCCCGUUCUUGUUCUGUUUCUUGUUAUUCCUCUGUCUUUCUCCUCUGCGCAUUUGUCUUUAUACACGACGUUUUCGCUUACGUUCCUCGCUAAUUUUAAACUUAUCCUCUUCUCCUUCGAUAAAGGUCCUCUAAUCCCACUUCCUACAACUCUCGGCAGAUUUUUCUGCUUUACUUGCUUCCCAAUCAAAGCCCAAGAAAACCCUAAUUCUCAAAACCAUUUUCCUAAAAGGGAUGUCGCUGUUAAAGUUGCCAUCGUUGGUGUGUUACUACAUUUGUAUGGCUACAGAAAUAAUCUGUCUCCGACUCUGCUUUUGGCUCUCUAUUUUGUGCAACUCUACUUGGAGAUUGACAUUGUUGCAUCAUUCUUCAAAAUCGCGGUUGUUAUCUUUCUUGGCUGUGACCUCGAGCCACAGUCCAAUAAACCAUACUUAGCCACAUCUCUACAAGACUUCUGGGGGCGCCGGUGGAAUCUCAUGGUUCCGGCGAUUCUCCGGGCAGCUGUUUACGCCCCAAUGCGGCAAGUCUCUGAACGAAGAAUGAGUUCCGGUUGGGGACUGUUUCCUGGUGUUUUAGCUGCCUUCAUCGUCUCCGGACUGUAUCAUGAACUGCUCUUUUAUUAUUUAACUCGUGAGAUGCCAACAUGGGAAGUUACUUGGUACUUCGUUUUACAAGGAGUUUGCACUGCGGCAGAAAUAGCAUUGAAGAAGAAGACGACGGUGACGCAGCGGUGGCAGUUGACUCCGGCGGUAUCGCGGCUGCUCACGGUGGGGUUUGUGUUUGUGACCGGUGUUCGGCUAUUUGCACCUCAACUUGUAAGGAGCGGCGUGUUGGAGAGAUACAAAUAUGAGGAAGUUUUGUUUGUUGAUUUUAUUAAGCAGAAGUUUAUAACUUUGUUGGGGAUAUUUUUGACGAGUGUUAAAUCUUUUAACGGUGUUUGAUUCA
Messenger RNA from Brassica napus (rape), 1403 nucleotides. Its product is annotated as probable long-chain-alcohol O-fatty-acyltransferase 5. The transcript has a single exon. Bases 341 to 1399 code for a protein of 352 amino acids. The record is from RefSeq and is a predicted model, not a curated record. NCBI's taxonomy places the organism in Eukaryota, Viridiplantae, Streptophyta, Magnoliopsida, Brassicales, Brassicaceae. Gene Ontology annotation, biological process: lipid metabolic process.